AUGCCCACCACCCGGCGCAGCAACGGCCCCGCGCAAAAAGGCACCCAAAGAACCCUCUCCUUCAACAACUCCACCAAAAUAACCAAAGCCAGCACACCCUCCACGCUCACAACCAAAAAUUCCCUCACCAACCCCCCAUCCCUUAAUCCCUCGAAACCUUCCCCAGAAAUUAAAGACAUCACCACCGCAACCGAAGAAUCCACACCAAGCACCCGUCCUCCUAAAAAGAAGAGAGGAAGAAAAAUACCGCCAGUAGAACGAGCAUAUAUCGACGAAUUAAUGGGCACUAAAGAAGUCAUCGGCGGGGAUGCGGUUUAA
This is a messenger RNA of Sclerotinia sclerotiorum 1980 UF-70, 318 nucleotides long. RefSeq lists its product with no specific name. The coding region runs from base 1 to 318 and encodes 105 amino acids. NCBI's taxonomy places the organism in Eukaryota, Fungi, Ascomycota, Leotiomycetes, Helotiales, Sclerotiniaceae. The record is from RefSeq and is a predicted model, not a curated record. The transcript is spliced from 2 exons.